This is a messenger RNA of Stylophora pistillata, 654 nucleotides long. RefSeq names its product endonuclease V. Gene Ontology annotation, molecular function: RNA endonuclease activity producing 5'-phosphomonoesters, hydrolytic mechanism; single-stranded RNA binding. NCBI's taxonomy places the organism in Eukaryota, Metazoa, Cnidaria, Anthozoa, Scleractinia, Pocilloporidae. The record is from RefSeq and is a predicted model, not a curated record. Gene Ontology annotation, biological process: DNA repair. Gene Ontology annotation, cellular component: cytoplasm; nucleolus.
GCAUUGAGAAGUACCCAACAAUCUCAUAACCCUAUCUACAUAUCAGUGGGCCACAAGACAGGACUGGAGACAGCAGUGAGACUUGCACAUGCCUGCUGUCAGUACAGAAUACCUGAACCUAUCAGACAAGCAGAUAUCAGAUCUAGAGCAUACAUCAAAGAGCAUAUCGCUAAAGAAUUGGAAACAUGUUCCUGCAGGCUACAAAAUGAUGAAAGUAAUCUCCUGAAAGAGGAAGAUGAUAGAAAAAAGGAAGGGCAAGAUCUAGUACACGAGACCUGCCAGAAUUUUGAUCAACUUAACCUUAGUUAAUUAACAAAUAGAUUCCAUGUUGUCGUAUGUUUGUUUAGUGAUAGAACACGGAUGAUGUUUAAAUGGUAAGAAAAAACAUGUUGCAAAGAAUAAGCAACCUAGGAGAGAUGGCUAAAAGAAGUUAAUUCAUCAUACAAGGUUCCUCUUUUUUAACUGUAUCAAGGUUGGAAUAUUCAGAAUGUUUUUGUGAAACUGAAUCUGAGCUGUAAUAACUUUUAUGAGCACAUUGUAGUAAUAACAUUUCAUCAAUUUUUAAGCAUUUUAAACAUACCUCUUUAAUACACUGCCUACUUUAAUCAAGAGAUGACAAAGGGUAUUUGUACAUCUUGUAAAUAGUUUUAUAAA